AUGGGUUGGUUACUUGAAGGAGAAGCGCCAAAAGCGACCCCGCUAGGCGGAGGACCCUACUCUCGGCUCAAAGAGCCUAUGAAAUUGUCUAACGCCCUUGACGGGGUUGAGUAUAAUGAUAUCACAUCUCUUCUGGGUCGAGAAUAUCCAAAAGCUAGUCUUACCGAAUGGAUGAACGCUCCAAAUAGCGAUGAGCUCAUCCGGGACUUGGCCAUAACUGUCUCACAGCGUGGAGUUGUCGUAUUUCGAGCCCAGGACGGCGUAGACAAUGAAAUGCUGAAAAAGAUAGCCCUUCGGCUUGGCGAGCUGACUGGGCGACCAGAAGAGUGUGGGCUUCACAUCCACCCAGUCUUCAACAGCGCGAGGGAGGGUCUGGAGGAAGACAACCAGAUUAAUUGCGUCAGCUCCGACGACCGCAAGAAGCUGUACAACAGCAAGAAAGCCCAAUCACACAAUAACUGGCACUCAGAUGUCGGCUUUGAGGCCGUCCCAGGCGAUUAUUCCGUCUUUAUUGUGCCAGAAAUUCCGGAGACUGGAGGAGACACCAUGUUUGCAUCCGGAUGCGAGCUUUACGAUCGUCUCUCGAAGCCCAUGCAGCAGUUCGUUGAGAGCCUCACGAUCAUCAACGGAAGCCCGUCAUUGGAGGAUGCCGUGCAAGCAAACAACCCUAAUCUGUACGCCAAAGACCGUGGCUGCCCUCAAAACUCCGGGCUUCACUUCCGCCACGAACAGCCCUUUGUGCGAACGAAUCCGGUGACGGGAUGGAAGUCGAUUUAUGCCCUGGGCCAGAACACUAUAUCGAUCAAGGAUCUUGCACAAGAAGAGAGUCAAAUGCUGCUUGACUGGGUAAUCAGCAUUCUGUACAAAAACCAUGAUACGACGGUCAGGAUCAAAUACCUUAAUCGCAACGAUCUCGUUAUCUGGGACAACCGGAGCACAUUCCAUUGUGUGACAUGGGAUUAUGAUCAUCUUGGACCUCGUAAAGGGAAGAGGGCAUUGGGUAUCGGCGAGAAGCCGUAUUUCGAUCCAAAUUCGAAAUCGCGUACGGAAGACCUUGGUUAUUGA
Bipolaris oryzae ATCC 44560 is the source of this 1065-nucleotide messenger RNA. RefSeq lists its product as uncharacterized. Lineage: Eukaryota; Fungi; Ascomycota; Dothideomycetes; Pleosporales; Pleosporaceae. The coding region runs from base 1 to 1065 and encodes 354 amino acids. The record is from RefSeq and is a predicted model, not a curated record. The transcript has 6 exons. Gene Ontology annotation, molecular function: 2-oxoglutarate-dependent dioxygenase activity. Gene Ontology annotation, cellular component: cytoplasm.